AUGCCCCCAGAUAUUUACACCGCCAUGGAGCCCGCAACGCAGCAACAGCAGCUGCCGCAGCAACCCUCCUUCACGCAGCGCAAAACCGCCCUCCAGCCCAACCCACGUCUGCUCGCCCUCGCACCGCUCAACCCCCCAAACCACGAAGACUACACCUACCCACCCUACACCUCCUACAUCCAUCGCCGCUCCGUGCCCACCACACCCACCCUCCUCUCCAACUCCCCGCCGCCCUUCACCCGCGGCGUCUCCGCCCCCUACUCCCUCGCCCAAGCAGCCCGCACCAAGAGCAAGAAGCCCUCUACACCCUCCUCCACCCCCCGGCGCAACAGCAAGCGACCCAGCCACCGCCGAUCCAAAACAACCGAAAACUCCCCCACUACCCCCCGCCCGUUCCAAUCCUCCUCGAGUAGUUUCUUCCCCGACACCGAUUUCCUCCUCCGCGUCGGCGCCGUGAUCGCCUCCGAGGCCCGCGACGCCAAAGGCCAGGGAUGGCUCGCGACACGCGACAGUUCGGCCGCGUCGACCCCCGGCGUCGGUGUCUCCGACUACGAGUACACCUACCCGGCCUAUCGCCCGGACGAGGAAACGCUGGCGGCGCGCCGCCGCGUGGAGGAACAGCAGCGGUUGCGGGCUGCGCGGAGGAGUCUGCAGGCGAGUCGGAGGGGGAGUCGGGAUUUGGGGAAGUUGAAUGGCCUUGCCAACAGUCAUGGGCAUGGUCACGGUCUCAGCGAGGAAUUGACUAUGUCCCUGGCUGGGCUUAGCCUCACCGGCCCUGGUAGCGCCCGCAGUGCAAGUCAGGCUACAUUCCCUGGCCGCUGGCCCGGUGGUGGCGACCGUACCAGUCGGCCGAUGACGCCUAUGGAAGAGCGGCGGGCGGAAUUGCUCGUGCUCGCGGAAGACGACCCGGCCGUGCGAGAGGACUAUUUCAAUUCCCGGGCGAUUGCGGCUGCUAAUGCUGCUCAUGCAGCGGCUGCGGCGGCUGCUGCUGCUCAUGAGGCUUCGUUGAGGCCGCAGCCGGAUUUUAUCGGGUUGGAUGAACGGCUGGAGUUUCCCGAGCGGUUUGCCCCUCCUAAAAGGGAAGAGGAAGAAGAAGAAUACUCGGAGGACGAAGAAGAGUAUUUGCGGGCAUAUAUGAAGGAUAAGGGUGUUCUUGGCCGGUUGUUUGAUUACUUCGUCGGUCGUGAAGACGACGACGACGACGCGUACGCAGACGACGAAGAAGACUUCGAGGAAGAGGACGACGACACCGUCAACAACGACGAAGCCGACGACGAAGCAUACCAGAACGGUAAACCCCGCAGCAGAAGUGAAGGAGACAACGAAGGGUGGUGCGACGUAACAGCGGAAGCGGAAGCAGAACGCCAGCGACAGGUGCGACGAUCGGCGAGUUGGCGCCGGUUGCAGGAGUGCACGGUCAUACCUCUCGACUGUACCAACGACCCGCCGCCGAGGGAAGGGGAGAAGGGCGGGGUGGUGAGUGAUGCUGUGUGGUUGGUGAGGGUCGCGGCUAAGGCGAUGUUUUGGUAG
Molecule: messenger RNA, 1530 nt
Organism: Dichotomopilus funicola
Lineage: Eukaryota; Fungi; Ascomycota; Sordariomycetes; Sordariales; Chaetomiaceae
Exons: 1
Coding region: 1-1530 (509 amino acids)
Source: RefSeq, a predicted model, not a curated record